Molecule: messenger RNA, 1380 nt
Organism: Prorocentrum cordatum
Lineage: Eukaryota; Dinophyceae; Prorocentrales; Prorocentraceae
Source: the annotation of a GenBank genome assembly
GCGCCCCGUGGUCAGUUGAAGUGGAAAGAGACCAUGCACGAGAAGGCCUUCAAGUCCAUGGAGUCUGCGACCGUGGCCCUGUCUUCUGCAGAAGGUGCGCGGAGCCACGUGGAGUUUGAGAUGCCAGUUGCCAGCUCGCGCAAGGAGGCCUUGUCCUUAGUCCUCGCGAACAACGCCGACCCUGAGACUGCAAGCACGAGGCUCCGCGAUUACACCGCAGCGGUCGAGGCAAGGGAGUCGGCGCGUGAUGUCGAAGUCAGGACAGGGGGUACCACUGCAGCAGACAGCGUCACAGGCGAGCGAGCCAAGCUCGGCCAGGGACCGCCUCGUGGAAGCUACGAGGACCUCAUCACCAUGAAGCAGUUCGACGACAAGCUUGAAACCUUCGUGGGCGCGAGUGCGCGUCAGGAGCUGACGGACAUCGCAGAGGACCUCCAGAAACUCAAGGAAGCAAUCUCCGAGCUCGUUGGAGUGACAGCAGGUGUUGCACGCGAGCUAUCGGCUGGAGUCGUUGUGGCCAAAAAGAAGAUCCAACAAGAGAAGGAGCUAACUGACCAGAAGAAGCAGAAGACCGAACAGUCGAGGAGAGCUGCCCGUCCUGCUGGCGCACCGCCUGCAUUCAAGGCUGAUUCCAACAAUCCGUCUGGUCCCUUCGUUUUCUUGCCCAUGUCCGGGGUCAAGGAGAUUGAAGCGUUGACGAGCUCGGCGUUCACAAAGAAGCUCAACAAUGGUCUCGCGUUUGACGUGCCACGCAUCGUGAACAUCGACCCAGGCUGCGAGGUCUUCGAGAUAUUCGAGGGCUUCCUGGGGCCAGUCCUGUCUCAGGCCAUGGCGACCGCGAAGUCAGAGAUGACGUCGGGCCUAGCGAUGGAUAGGCCCUCGGUGAACUUGGCGCCCCUCUUGCAGCAAGCAUUCUUUGCUCGCGCCAUGGGCCGCCUUCACUGCGCGCCCGAGCGGGGUUAUCUUGGGGCUGCGCGCGCAUCGGUGAUCGGAUCCUGGGAGAUCUUGGCAGCGCCUCUGACUGCGCUGCACGAGGGACUGAUCGCCUGGAGUGCGAAGACGCCACUGCGCAUCAGCCAGGCGCGCAGGUACUUCAAGCAGAUGUCCGAGGAGCUGUUCAAGGUAAUGGUGUCCUCGCCGAACGGCGGCGUCUACCACGGGGCCGUCGGCGCGCGAGACAUGUCGAUCAUCCUUCCAUCGUGGGUCGCCCUCGAGCGCGCGUCCAGCGCAGGCGCGCUAGGGUUGCGUUUGUCGUGGGCUUCGCGGGCCGACGUCCACGGCCUCGAUGCGCUGCGCACGGUCCUCACCCAGAACGGCUCGCACAGCGAUGCGACGGCGGAGGUGCUGGACUAUGCGAAGGUCUACGACGACAAGGUGAAG